AUUUAAUAACGCACACAAUCUCAUACUCUCACCAAAUAUAUAAAAACUAUACAACUAAAUCAUCAUUCGUUUCACCACGGCACCGAGUAUACCCAUUUCAAAAUAUUUGAAUGUAUUAACAAUGCAUACUAUUGAUGACCUUGAUAAUCACUUCAGAAUUCAAUAAUGUCACCACUACUUUAUUGGUUAGGUGUUGUUAUAAACAAUUAUUCUUAUAUGAAUAUUGGAUACUGGAUUUGUUUUAAAUACAUGUUAGUGAAUGCAUUCAGCUAAAUUAACAGUGAAAUAUUUAAUGAUGAUAACAAUGAAUUAUUCAUAUUGAAAAUUGAACAAUAAAUACAUCUUCGAUAUGCUAGUAGAAAUUGUAUUCGUUUUAUUUUUAUUUGAUAAAUCCAUUUCAAAAACAUCAACAAAUGUGCUAAUCUAUGAAAUAAAACAAAAUGAACAUGAUCAUAAAUAUGAUUUACCAAUAAAUACGAUAGAAGUAAGAUUUUCCUGUUCAUUUGGUACUAAAUGGUUUAUUCCUUCAACAGUCCCAUUUAAAGUUAAACCUAUGGUUGAAGUAAAUCAUGCGAAAAAUCAAAGUACACUUUUGAUUCGUUUACCAGUGGAUGAUAAUAAUUUACGUGCUAAUUUUCGUGGAUUAUAUCAAUGUUGUCAAUCUUCAAAUGAUCAUGAUAUAGGAAUAAUAAACUGGUUUCCCGAUGAACCAUCUUGUUGUCCAUGUUGUCCAUGGUAUGAACAAAAUCAAUGUUUAUUUAAACAUCAUGAACUAAUAAACAGUUCAAAUGUGUUGGUAAAGUUAAAAAAUACCUCAUCACAUUGUGGUAGCGUUUUCCUGUACACAAAUUCAAUCAAUAUGGAUAGCGUGCGUUUGGAUGUUAUCCGUGAUCAACCUAUGCUUAUACCAUGCCCUGGAUUAAAUAGUACAUUUAAAGAAGAUGCUUCAAUAUUUCACAUUGAUUAUCAAUUAACACCUCAUCAAUCAAGUCGUCAAAUAUGGUAUCCUUUCAAACCAUCCGAAAGAAAUCGAUUACAUUCCAUUGUAUAUUAUUAUGAUAAUCGUUUUGGUGUAUGCCUUUUAAAAUCACAAUUUCCACGUAUAAUGUUAUUUAUGUUAUGCAAUUAUCAACAAAUUCAUCAACAACGUAUCAUUCAACCAAUAUGGCCGAUGCCAUCACCAGUGAUUGCGCCAACAAUGCAUUUAUAUUUACAAUCUGUCAACAAAUCAGAACAUACUACUUAUAAAUUAUUCAAUACAAAAAAUCAUUCUCAAUCUUUUCUACAAAAUAUUAAUUGGUUUGUUAAAUAUUCUAAUGAAAUUUUAACAUUUCGUGUAAAGCAAGAAACUACACUGCUAAGUUUAACAUGUAUCGGUAGUUAUACACAAAAAUAUAUUGUUCAUAAACCAAUUGGGAAAUUGUGUUUUAGGUGGAAAACUUUAAAUCAAAAUGACGAACAACUUUCCAAUAUAUCUAAAUUACAAGAACAUUAUCAACUUGAUGAUCAAAGUAUAUGGGAAAGAACAGAAUGUUUGACAACGCAUCAAACAUUUCAUAGGUUAUCAAUUCUUUAUGCUUUUUCAAAAUAUGAUCUGAAACUACCGGGAAAUUCAAAUGAAACUCAUCAACCGGCAAAUAACACAUUUAUACUAUGUGAAGUAACAACACCGGAUAGAAUAGCACCACGAAGUCGAAGAAUAAUUCAAAUAGUGAAAACCGCGAAUCAUCUAUCUAAUAAAUUCCAUAUAAACUUUCAGUGUAAAUGUCAAAUCUUAAAUGAUAACAGAUCCUUAUCUAACGAAAAUUCUACUUUAAGUCUUCUUAUUAAAAACAAUACACUAGACUUGAAUAUAUCAUUUUGGACGGAACAUGAAACUGAUGCUCAACCAUUCUGUACUCCUAUUAAACAUGAUCUAGAUAGUUCUGAUCAGAUGAUGAAGGAAAUUCAACUCAAUCUAAUUCGUACUAAAGAUAAUUGGAAAUGUAUUUUAAGAGUGAAACUUAAUUCAUCCAGUCAAACAAUCAAUUUAUCUAUUGGAUAUGGACAGAUGAAAAGAACACUUCAAUUAUUUAUUGUCAAAUCUAUCUUGGAAUUGUCUAGAACUGUUGAAAAUCUUCAAAGUCAAAUUACACAACAAUACAGUAUUCAUUGUGUCCCGAAUGACAUUGAAAGAAAUAUAGCUCGUAGACUUGGUUAUAAUUAUCCAAAUAAUGUAACUUGGUUUAUUUCAGUAGAUAAUCAUACACGAAAUUAUACAACAUACAAUAAAACACUUGAACAUAUAUUCAAAUUAAUACCAUUUUAUGAUAGAUCGGAUUAUCCAGAAAUUGUAUUGAAUAAAACAGAAAAAUUAUGGGAAGAAAUUAAUAAAAUAACUCAUCUACGCAAUUUGUAUUUAAAUUAUUGGCCUGAGAAAUUAUGUGUCAAGUGUACAAGUGUUUAUGAAGUAGGAAUGUUUGUUCAUGGUCAAGAAAUAUGUGCUAGGUUUAAUGAUUUCAAUGUUGUUGAUCUAUUCAACAACACUGGCAAUGAUUAUCGCAUUCAAGGCAUCAAAAAGAAAAGACAAUUGUAUUUUGUCAUUGAAAUCAAUAAUUCGUCACAAUUUUAUGAAGUCAAUUCACAAAUUACUAACAAUCGACAAAUUUCUUUAGUUCAAGGUACAUCAAUUAAAUUAGAAUGUAUACGUAAAUUACAAACAAAGCCGAAACAACUUCAACCAAAUGAAUGGCCUGAAUUAAGUAUGAUGAAUACACUAAAUCAUACUGAUGAUCACAAUACUCCUCAUAAUACAUUUUGGAUAUUAUCACCUUAUUCAUUAAAAAUUAGAAAAUUAAUUCAUUUUAACAAUCAACUUAUUCAAUUCAAAUGUUCCUAUGAAAAUGAACAAUUUUCACUAGGAAUUCAUUCAUUUAAACAAACUAGACCGGAGAUUUUGAAACCAAUUGAAAAUGUACAAUUAAUUCGAUUAAAUUCACAACAACACAAUAUACUACUAUUAAAUCAUAGUAAUCCUAUUGAUAAUUUAACUAAAACGCAUAUUGAAUUAAUAUGUCAAGCAACUGGUUCACCAAAACCAACUAUACAAUGGAUGAAAGCUGUUUAUAAUCAAAAUGAAUCAUUUACUAAAUGGGAAAUUAUACAUACAUGUUUACAAGAUGAAAAUAAACUACAAUUUUUCAAUACUACUAAUUUCAAUACGAAUCAUCAACAAAUUCAAACAUGUACAUAUAAUCUAUCAACAUUAUUGCUUAUUUCAAAAUAUACUUUAAAUCAAUCACAUUAUCAAUGUUUAGCUAAAAAUACUGUAGGUUAUACAUUUAAACAAAUUAAGCUACUUUAUUUAGAUACUACUUAUAUCAAUUUAAAUGAAACGAUUAAUUUACAAUUACUAAUGAAAAAUACCAUUUCAUGGCUAUGUUUAAUUCUAUUACCAAUUAUUUUCAUUUUGAUUAUAUUUGGUAUUAUUCUAUGGUUCUAUUAUAGAAUAAGAUAUAAAAAUCAAUAUUCCUCAGAUAUAUCACUUCCAAAUGUUCUAUAUAAAACUAUAUAUAAUCAUUUUCAUGCCUAUCAAUAUAAAUCGUCAUCAUCAUCUUUACUAUCUGCAUAUAGUAAAGAUUAUAAAUCUGCUGAACAAGUAUUAAGUGAAUUGUUAGGUUUUACUACUAUUAAUAAUACUACUAUGAACAAGGGGAAUGAUAUCACAACAGUGACCACUACAACAACAUCAGCAACUACUACAAAUACUACUAAUACUAAUACUAAUAGUACUACUACUACUACAAAUAAUUCUAUCAAUCAAAUCAAUAGAUGGAUGAUACCACGUAAAUUUAUCAAACGUUCCAAUUAUUCACUUGGUUCUGGACAUUAUGGUUCAGUGUAUAAAGCAUGGUUACAUUGUUCAUUUAUGAAGGAGACCGAUCCAGUAACUAAUCGAUUUAAUGACAUAUUAUUAAAAGAAGAUACAGAUAAUUAUAUUGUAGCAAUGAAAGCAUCGUCAUCAUCAUCAUCAUCAAUGAUUGAACGAAGCCCUAUUCACAAUCAUACUAAUACUAAUAACAGUCAUAUUACUGAUAAUAAUCAUCUAGUUUGUUUAAAAAAUGAAAUACGUAUAUUAUCAAAUUUAACAAAUUGUGAUAAUAUCAUUCGAAUGAUUGGUAUCAUGAUUGAAAGUAAACCAAAACGAAACAAACACCAACUGGAUGGUAUCAAUUUAAUUCUUGAAUAUUGUCAAUAUAAAAGUUUAGCACAUUUUAUACGAUGUCAUUCACAUCAACUAAUCGAUAGUUUAAUGAAUUAUGAAGAAGUUCAGGCAAGUAAAUUUCCUAUAAUGAAUAGUAGACAUGAUGAAAUGAAAUCGGACGAGUAUCGAUUGACUGUCAAAGAAUUGUAUCGUUUUGCUUAUGGGAUUAUAUGCGGUAUUGUGUAUUUAAUGAAAAAUUAUGUAAUACAUAGAGAUUUAGCUACAAGAAAUAUUUUAAUCAAUCAUAAUUAUAUACCGAAAAUUAGUGAUUUUGGUUUAGCUGUCCAAUUGACCCCAAUGAAUGGAAUGACAAAUGAUGCAAUCUAUAAUAUUGAUAGUGAAUUGAAUGAAAAUCAACUAGUUGAUGAAUAUUAUCGUGUAUUGACACCUAGAAAAAAGUUACCAUUACGUAUUCUACCACCGGAAGCAUUGUUACAGCAUACAUUUUAUUUUAAUUCAGAUAUAUGGCAAUAUGGUCUAUUGUUAUGGGAAUUAUUUCAUUUAGAAAAACGUGAACCAUUUCAAGAAAUUAAAACAUUUCAACAAUUAGUUAAUUUAUUAGCAGAACAUAAUUUAAAUAAUAAUAAUAAUAAUAAUAAUAAUAAUAAUAGUACCAAUUGUAAUGCGAAGAUUUCCCGGCAUAUGUUAAAAAUUAAAACAACUUAUCAACAAUCAAUACCACCAUCUACAUUAGAUAGACCUUUACUGGUGAGCGAUGAAUUAUGGGAGAUAAUGUGUCAAAUGUGGUCUUAUAAUCCACAUCAACGUCCUACUGCAGUACAAAUUCAUGAUAAAUUAAAAUGUUUACUUGAAGACACUGGAAAAGUAUCCGAUUGCAUAGAUUUUCAGUAUAAAUGUCAUGGACAUGAACAUCAUCUUCAUCAUCAUCAUCAUCAUCAUCAUGUUCAACAUCAACAUCAUCAUAGAUGUACAUAUAGGAAUUGUAAAUUUUUAUCAGAGACAUCUUCUACUGAAGAAGUUUCAAAUCACAUGGUACACAGUUAUGAAAAUACAAUCCAAUCUAUUUGAAUUCUUUGUCAUUAAUAAACAAACAUACCUCAUUGAGAGCUUUCAUUAUUAUUUAUUGUAUAUAAACUAUUAACAUUAUUAAUCUUGUUACUAUUACUAUUACUUUAAACGAUUGUCAUUUUAUUUUAACUUAUCAAAAACGGAAUUGAUUGGAUUGCCUUUACUUGCUUGUCACACUUGAUAUCAGGUAUGAGUUGAUGAACUAGCUAAAACAAGAGGGAAGUGCAUGGAUACUUUUUUUACAAUCUUGAUAGUUUUCAGUACUGAUCACCAAUGAUUCCAAAAAGGGUGGUAAAACAAACAACUCUCAAAACCACAAAACAGUAUUGUUGGCAUUAUAACGGUUCAGAUUUAUCAUAUAAUGUGAUCAUUAACUAUCAUCACUUGCUAUUUAUGCUCUUUGAAUGUUAUAUUUUCUAACUGAAACUUCAGAAACAAUUGUCAACGGUUUACAAGUUUUCAGAGUUUAUUGAAGCACAUCAACAUGAUGUUAUUAUAAAGGUAGAUGAAUAUUAUUGUUUGUUGAAAGACAGACUAAGAUAUUUCAAUACAUCUAUCUCGUUCAGAGUAAAUUGCACUUUGAAAAUCUACAUCCUGAGCAAAAAAUAUUCUCCAUUCACGCUUCGCUCUUUUUUUAUUUAACACCAAACACCAAAUGUAUAAUUCAGUCAUAUUCAACAUAAAGCUUGUCACCUAAUGCAAGAAUACGAAAGUCAAGUUAUUUGACUUUCUGGUCAACGAAAUUCUAUAGUCUCUGUGAAUUUCUGUAUGAUACUCACCUUUAUAUUGAUGUGUGUCUGAUGUACAUGAUUUGAUUGUUCAAAAAAGUCAUAUACUCUUGUGAUGAAUUUUAUAUCAAAUUGUGGACUGAACAGUGUUAAUUGUUCAUGUACACAUGAUGAUUUUUAUGGAUUCACUCUUCACCUUUAAUGAAGUAUAACUAAUUGUAAACUUGUUUACUACCUACAUAUUCUGAACUAACAAAUAUGUAUUGAAUGAUG
Schistosoma turkestanicum is the source of this 6273-nucleotide messenger RNA. The record is from the annotation of a GenBank genome assembly. NCBI's taxonomy places the organism in Eukaryota, Metazoa, Platyhelminthes, Trematoda, Strigeidida, Schistosomatidae.